AUGUUUUCAACAGCAACAUUUCUUGGAAUUCUCAAUCUAUGUCUAGUCAUUAUUGCUAUGAUUAUUUUUUUAUUAAUUUUCAUUAUUAUUUUCAUUCAUCAUGAAGAACUAAAUGAUAUAUCAUUAGUAUUAACAUGUAAUACAUGCUUAGCUGCAUUUCUAACAACUAUUACAGAAUUUAUUAUGACUAUUUCGAAUUUAACAACAGGAUUCUUAAUGUAUAAUCUUUACAUUUGUUAUGGAUGGGGAUUAUUCUAUGAUAUAUUUGAAUGUUCUAUCUAUCAUAGUUAUUGUUUACAAGCAUUAUUUCGUUUAUGUCGAGUUGUAUUUCAUAAGAAAAAGUCUCUUCUGUCUUUUUCCUUAUAUAAUAUAUUGAUUAUAGAUCAAUGGUUAAUCUCUAUUGGCUUAUUUAUACCAACCAUAGUUCUCAAAUGGUACAUUCAUUUACCAACAGAAACUUAUUGUCUUGUUCCGUAUACAGAUAUAGGUGCAUCAAUAUAUCUCAUUAUUAUUCUGUAUCUUAUUCCAUUAGUAUCAAUUUCAUUAAUCUAUGCAUGGAUAACGAAAUUUAUACGUAGUUCUGCACAUCCAACAACACUUAUUAUAGUUACAAAACAGAGACAACGAAAUUUAAGAGACUUAACUGUUAUAAAACGUAUUGUUAUAUUAAUAUUAAUAUUAAUUGUGUUACGUUUACCAACGAUCAUCUUUAUUAUAUAUGGAGUCAUUGUUGGACAUUUAUAUUCGUUAACAUAUUCUAUUGUUGGUUUGAUCACGUCAACAUUUUUAAUAAUGAUUGGAUUAGUCACAAUUAAUAUAACACCACAAUUAAAAAAGAAUAUUUUUAUGUUUGUAUUUUGUCAAGAUAGUCGCGUACACAUUCAUCAAAUACCAUUACGACCUUUAGAACCAAUAGAUACUGUGCAAGGCAAUAUUAUUGGUACUCGUCCAAUUGUAAUCAUUAAUGCACGAAAAGAUGUCAAUACAAAGAAUAAGUUUUAA
This is a messenger RNA of Rotaria sp. Silwood1, 1002 nucleotides long. The record is from the annotation of a GenBank genome assembly. Lineage: Eukaryota; Metazoa; Rotifera; Eurotatoria; Philodinida; Philodinidae.